Molecule: messenger RNA, 1666 nt
Organism: Platichthys flesus (European flounder)
Lineage: Eukaryota; Metazoa; Chordata; Actinopteri; Pleuronectiformes; Pleuronectidae
Gene: zbtb25
Product: zinc finger and BTB domain containing 25
Exons: 3
Coding region: 326-1666 (446 amino acids)
Biological process (GO): regulation of transcription by RNA polymerase II
Cellular component (GO): nucleus
Molecular function (GO): protein binding; DNA-binding transcription factor activity, RNA polymerase II-specific; RNA polymerase II cis-regulatory region sequence-specific DNA binding
Source: RefSeq, a predicted model, not a curated record
AGUAAAUACAUGUAUACAUCUGUAGAUAUAUUGUAUAUAUAUAUAUUAUGUAAUAUUAAUCAUAAAUUUUACAUAAAUUCAUUCUCAUAAAACUAAAUCAAUUGAAAUCGAUGAACUAAUUGAUUUGUUUCAUCUCUCUCAUCUUCUCUGACAUCAUCAUGAUUGAUUUCCGAUUAUUGAUCAAGUAAUGGGAGGUGAACGCCGUCUCGUCACGUGAGUCUUUGACCCUUCCUCUCGCGAGACGUGACGCGGUUUUUUGCGGGAUCGGCUCUGCAGCAUCAGACACCGGAGACAAUCUGCAUAUUUCAAUUUCUGCGAGUGGGUCAUGGAGGUGUCUCACAGCCUCUUCCUGCUGCAGCAGCUCAACGUUCAGAGAGAGUUCGGCUUCCUGUGCGACUGCACCGUGGCUAUCGGCAACGUCUACUUCAAAGCUCACCGAGCUGUGCUGGCCGCCUUCUCCAACUACUUCAAGAUGAUCUUCAUCCACCAGUCAAGUGAGUGUAUAAAGAUCCAGCCCACAGACAUCCAGCCUGACGUCUUCAGCUACCUGCUGCACAUCAUGUACACUGGCAUGUGUCCCAAACAGCCAGUGGACCAGAGCCGGUUGCAAGAUGGCAUCAAGUUCCUUCACGCCUACCAGCUGUGCCGGAAACCAGACGAAGGCGCAGUAGACGCCACCACUGACGUGGUCCGUAUGUCCAACCUGUACGGAAUUCAGAUCUCGUCCCAGCUGGCAAACAAGGAUGUGCCCAAGACCACCACAGUGUCCCGAGGGGCCCCAGAGGACGGACGCUCCUCAUUCCGGGGGGCACGGCCCCACUCACAACUGUCCCUCACUGUUGGACUGGAGGGGGUUCCUUCAGAUCGCCAAGCUUCGGCUCUUCGCAACGUCUGCUCUGUGGCGUCUGGAGACGAUUCGGACAUUUCGUCUCGAAUCAAGCAGGAGCGGGUAGAAGAGCAGGAGGGGCAGGACGGGGAGGGAGAGGAGGGGGCAGGACCAGGAUCCCUGUCUCCAGGCCAGGGCAGAAGUCCCAGUCUCCUGUUUAAAGACCGGCCCCUGGCCCUGCUGUGUCCCAGCUGUGGAGAGCGCUGCUUGUCCCCCGAGGGCCUCCGCGAGCAUCUAUUCAGCCACGCCCUUGAGCCCUCCCCCCUGAUGGAGGGGCUUUCGCACGGGAGACAACUGAACACCAGUGUCGAAGAAAGGCCACGGGGGGGCCAGGAACAGCUGGACGCUGGAUGUCUGGAGGAGGCCCUGAGGCAGAGCCAGGCGCUGGCCAAUCAGUUGGCUGCUGAGCUGAGGAGGAGUCGAGGGGGGGGAGGGGGGAGCAGCCCCACCCCCGCCGCCCUGCACUCCCGUAAACGUAAGAUCACCUGCGCCGUCUGCAGCCUGCGCUUCUCCCACAAAAGCCACCUGCAGCAGCACAUGUACACCCACACCGGCAAACCGUCCCGCUACCACCGCUACAACCGCCUCUGCAGCCAGCUCUUCCAGGCCUCCGCCCACUUCUGUGAGGGCGCUGCAGAGCCCGGGGGAGGAGGCGGGGCGCCACCUGCUGCCGCUGCCUCUGAGGAGGCAAACAGAGACACUCAGGACAAUGGCAGCUCCUGCUACUCCCUGGACUCUGAGAUCUCUCAGGAGAGCGUGGAUGGCGUGCCCGUGGAGUGA